AUGGCCGCUCCUGCCGCAGCUCAAACCACCUCUAAAUUCCAAGCGUUUGUUAACCAUCCCGCUGGACCAAAGACAAUCUUCUUCUGGGCACCUAUGGCAAAAUGGGCACUUGUAGCAGCAGGUGUCAAGGAUCUUUCAAGACCAGCUGAUAAACUCUCUGUCAGUCAGAAUGUCGCUUUAGCAGCUACUGGUUUCAUCUGGGUCCGAUAUUCAUUCGUCAUCACACCCGUUAAUUAUUCUUUGGCAGCAGUGAAUUUCUUCGUUGGUUCAACAGGUCUUGCUCAACUUUACAGAAUUUGGGAUUUCAACAAGAACAAGCCAGCAGGUAUCAAAGCUUAG
Messenger RNA from Kwoniella shivajii, 339 nucleotides. RefSeq lists its product as uncharacterized. Bases 1 to 339 code for a protein of 112 amino acids. The transcript has 3 exons. Gene Ontology annotation, biological process: pyruvate import into mitochondria. The record is from RefSeq and is a predicted model, not a curated record. Gene Ontology annotation, cellular component: mitochondrial inner membrane. Gene Ontology annotation, molecular function: pyruvate transmembrane transporter activity. Lineage: Eukaryota; Fungi; Basidiomycota; Tremellomycetes; Tremellales; Cryptococcaceae.